UCAUUAUUUGAAUUCUUUGAAACUCUGACAGCUCCAACUCCGUCCCCCCUAAACGAACUCUCACAUAAGCUUAAAGAAACACCAAACGCAAAAUACAGUGCUCUAGAGAGAGAAGAGAGAAAGAAGAAAAUCUGGUGAAGAUAGACAAGUGUGCCUAAUACACCAAGAUUCAAGAAAGAGAGGAAGAGGAAACCUGUCUUCCUCUCUUUCUUAUUAGUUUUGCUUUUUCAAAAACAGCAGAGAAAGAGAGAUUUGUUUAAAUUUGAAAAAGAAAAUGUCUGGUUAUGUUGGAAUUCUUGUAUCAGAUCCAUGGCUCCAAAAUCAGUUUACUCAAGUUGAGCUUCGUAGCUUAAAGUCUCAGUUUAUGAGCAUGAGAAGAGAGAGCGGGAAGCUGACGCUGAAAGACUUGGCUUCGAGGAUGUCCAGAUUGAAAGUAGUUGGAGAGAAUCUGACAGAGGAAGAGAGAGCUUCUUUUAUUCAAGAUUUGUAUCAAAAUCUAGACGAUGAGGUUGAUUUUGAGUUCUUUUUGAAGGUAUAUUUGAAACUUCAUGCACAUGCUAGUGCAAGAACAGGAAGUGUAGCAAAAAACUCAUCAGCAUUUCUUAAAGCUGCCACCACCACAUUGCUUCACACAAUCAGUGAACCCGAAAAAGCAUCUUAUGUUGCUCAUAUCAAUAACUAUUUAGCAAAAGAUGACUUCUUGAAGAAAUACCUUCCUAUUGAUCCUUCAACUAAUGAUCUCUUUGAGAUUGCAAAAGAUGGUGUGCUUCUUUGCAAGCUUAUCAAUGUAGCAGUUCCUGGUACAAUUGAUGAAAGGGCUAUCAAUACCAAACGAGUACUCAAUCCAUGGGAAAGAAACGAAAACCACACACUAUGUCUUAACUCUGCUAAGGCUAUCGGAUGUACUGUAGUUAAUAUUGGAACCCAAGACUUCAUUGAAGGAAGGCGCCAUCUUGUGCUUGGAUUGAUCUCCCAAAUCAUUAAGAUACAACUCUUGGCAGACCUCAAUCUCAAUAAGACACCACAGUUGGUGGAGUUAGUUGAUGACAGUAAGGAGGUGGAAGAGUUGAUGAGUCUACCACCAGAGAAGAUCUUAUUAAGGUGGAUGAAUUUCCAGUUGAAAAAAGCUGGAUACAAGAAAAUAGUCACAAACUUCUCUUCCGAUGUGAAGGAUGCCGAGGCUUAUGCUUACCUUUUAAAUGUUCUUGCACCUGAGUAUACUAAUCCAUCUACAUUGACCGUGAAAGGUCACCUAGAAAGAGCAAAGUUGGUUCUUGCACAUGCUGAUAGAAUGGGUUGCAAGAGAUAUUUGACAGCAAAGGACAUUGUUGAAGGUUCCCCAAAUCUCAACCUUGCAUUUGUUGCACACAUUUUCCAGCAUAGAAAUGGGCUGUCAACCCAAACUAAACAGAUAUCUUUUCUUGAGAUGCUGCCUGACGACACACAAGUCUCUAGAGAGGAAAAAGCAUUUCGAUUCUGGCUGAAUAGUUUUGGGAAUUCAACCUAUAUUGACAACGUUUUUGAAGAUCUAAGGAAUGGGUGGUUGCUUUUAGAGACACUUGACAAGGUUUCACCAGGGAUUGUUAAUUGGAAAAUAGCAAAUAAGCCUCCAAUCAAGUUGCCAUUCAGAAAAGUAGAAAAUUGUAAUCAAGUUGUAAAAAUAGGAAAACAGUUAAAAUUUUCCCUGGUUAACGUCGCUGGAAAUGAUAUCGUACAAGGAAAUAAAAAAUUAAUAUUGGCUUAUCUGUGGCAGUUGAUGAGAUACAACAUCCUCCAACUUUUAAAGAACUUGAGAUUCCACUCUCAUGGAAAGGAAAUCACUGAUGCUGACAUUCUACAGUGGGCCAACACCAAAGUGCGCAAUGCAGGAAGUCAGAGUCGCAUGGAUAGUUUUAAGGAUAAAAGUUUAUCAGAUGGCAUUUUUUUCCUUGAACUUCUCAGUGCUGUUCAGCCCAGAGCAGUAAAUUGGAGUCUUGUUACAAAAGGAAUAACUGAUGAAGAGAAAAAGAUGAAUGCCACUUACAUCAUAAGUAUUGCAAGGAAGCUAGGAUGUUCGAUAUUCUUGCUUCCUGAAGACAUAACAGAGGUGAAUCAAAAGAUGAUCCUUACGUUGACUGCAAGCGUUAUGUAUUGGUUCUUGAAACAACCUGUUGAAGAGAAACCAUCAGGAACAUCAGAUAGUGAGACAAUCUCAAAUUCAACGGUAGAUGAUUCUGCCUCUGAGUCAUCUUUAGAAGACAGCGGAAAUCCGUGAACAAACCAUAAAAGUUCAUAUAUUUAUUCUGAAUUUUUCUGCCUUUUCUUUUUUUUUUUUUUUUUUGUUAAGCUUGAUUGGAGAGAUGUCUGUAAUGAAUUAUAGGGAAAUGGAGUGUUUUCAAAGCAAAUUUUGCUAAGUAAAUGCAUAUGUGAGUAGUUUUCCUU
Jatropha curcas is the source of this 2421-nucleotide messenger RNA. Its product is annotated as Actin binding Calponin homology (CH) domain-containing protein. NCBI's taxonomy places the organism in Eukaryota, Viridiplantae, Streptophyta, Magnoliopsida, Malpighiales, Euphorbiaceae. Gene Ontology annotation, molecular function: actin filament binding. Gene Ontology annotation, cellular component: actin filament bundle; cytoplasm; actin filament. The record is from RefSeq and is a predicted model, not a curated record. Gene Ontology annotation, biological process: actin filament network formation; actin filament bundle assembly.